AUGGCAAGCGCAAGUCGAGUCAUUGGACUCUUCGACUGCAUCUUUGUGCAGCACCGCUUCUUAGUGUUGGCUGCCUGGGCCUUCGCAGUCUUCCUCGGCAAGGGUGCCGAGGCCCCGAUGCCCCUCCCGCAGCUGAAUGGAGUAGAGCUGCUCCUCGGUGGCAAGCGUAGGCUAGCAUGA
Messenger RNA from Symbiodinium sp. CCMP2456, 180 nucleotides. Lineage: Eukaryota; Dinophyceae; Suessiales; Symbiodiniaceae. The record is from the annotation of a GenBank genome assembly.